Molecule: messenger RNA, 814 nt
Organism: Prunus persica (peach)
Lineage: Eukaryota; Viridiplantae; Streptophyta; Magnoliopsida; Rosales; Rosaceae
Exons: 4
Coding region: 129-677 (182 amino acids)
Biological process (GO): protein import into mitochondrial matrix; protein stabilization; protein folding
Cellular component (GO): mitochondrion
Molecular function (GO): protein-folding chaperone binding; zinc ion binding
Source: RefSeq, a predicted model, not a curated record
UUGCCACUCAGCAGCAUUUGCCAUAUAACACGUGGCAAAAACCCCCAAUUGAUUCUCAAAAAUUGAAAAUAAUACAGAGCUCCAAAACCCAAUUCAUUCUUGCCACCGCAGUAUACAGAGGCACACCCAUGGCGGCAACACUAACUGCCUGGAGUUUAUCUCCAGCCCUUCCUUCUCUCUCGUCUCCAAUAACUAAUUCUCAUAAACCCAUUAAAGCCCUUCUUCAUCCCAACUUUCUCAGACCCUUUUCUUCUACCAAGACAAACCCUGUCAUCGGCCUCUCCAGGUCCUUAACCCAAGUACAAAACCCUCUCUGCUCAAGAAUUUCCUAUACGGCCGCUGUAGCGCCAAAGCGUGCCUAUAAGGUACUGGCUGUUUCUGGACUGUUGAAUGGCAAUUUUGAAACAGACGGAGAAUUGGAACGGAACAUUCCGAAUACGGAUGCUACUAUUGAUAUACAACUCCCAAGAAGAAGCUUGCUUGUAAAAUUUACUUGUGAUUUGUGCGGUGAAAGAACAGAUAGGCUCGUGAAUCGAUUGGCCUAUGAGCGGGGGCUUAUUUACGUACAGUGUGCAGGGUGUCUCAAGCAUCACAAAUUAGUUGAUAAUCUUGGCCUUGUGGUUGAGUAUGACCUAAGGAAGGAUAUCGAUGUGGACACAGAGACGGAUAAAGUUUGAUCUGGCUUUGAAUUCAUUUUGCAUGCUUGUUUGAGUUGUCUUUCUUGUUAAGUUAUGGAUGGUUGUUGGAAUCCAAAAAUCAUCUCCCUUGAAAUAUUGAACACGAAGUAAAUACAAAAAUGCUAAUAUUGAUCGUU